UGUGGGGCUAGUCGUUGACCAGGCUAUGAGUGAGUCUCAGAGGGAGAGCUGUUCGGUGCUGAGUUGAGUUGAGCACAACAGGAAAAUCCGUAAGAGGAGGAACCAUGGGGCUCGGACAGUCCAGCAAGGCUCCUGUCACUGAAGACACAGAUGAAGUUAAUUUUGACCAUUUCCAGAUCUUAAGGGCAAUAGGAAAAGGGAGCUUCGGAAAGGUCUGCAUUGUACAGAAGAAAGACACCAAGAAGAUGUACGCCAUGAAGUACAUGAACAAGCUAAAAUGUGUGGAGCGCAAUGAAGUGAGGAAUGUCCUGAAAGAGCUGCAGAUCAUGCAGAACCUUGAACAUCCCUUCUUGGUCAACUUUUGGUAUUCCUUCCAAGACGAGGAGGACAUGUUUAUGGUGGUGGAUCUGCUUCUGGGAGGAGACCUGCGCUACCAUCUCCAACAGAAUGUCCAUUUCUCAGAGAGCACCGUCAAACUCUACAUCUGUGAAUUGGCCCUGGCUCUGGGAUAUCUCCGCACCAAGCGCAUCAUACACAGAGACAUCAAACCUGACAACAUACUGCUGGAUGAACAUGGGCACGUCCAUCUAACAGACUUCAACAUCGCAGCCAUCGUAAAAGACGACCUCAAAGCAACAUCCAUUGCUGGAACCAAACCAUACAUGGCACCUGAGCUUUUUCAGUCCUUUGAGGGGUCCCACCCUGGCUACUCCUUCUCUGUUGACUGGUGGUCAUUGGGGAUUACGGCCUAUGAGCUACUAAGAGGACAGAGACCAUAUGUGAUGAAAUCCAGCACACCAGCCAAUGAGAUCCUUCAAACCUUUCACAAGAUCCACCCAAGUUACCCAACAGCCUGGUCUUUGGAGAUGAAGUCUCUUCUCAGAAAGUUGCUGUGCACAGAUGUCCAGAAGCGCAUUUCCUGUCUAGCAGAGCUACAGGAUCUGGACUACAUGUCAGACGUCAACUGGGAUGCUGUGCUCAGCAAGCAGGUCCCUCCAGGUUUUAUUCCAAAUAGGCGGAGACUAAACUGUGACCCCACAUUUGAGCUGGAGGAAAUGAUCCUGGAGUCCAAACCACUUCACAAGAAGAAGAAAAGGCUUGCUAGAAAGACCAAGGACCAUGGCUCAGAUGGAUCUCCACAGAAUGGGCAGCUGCAGCAGCGUUUGGAUAAUGUCCAGAGAGACUUCAUUGUCUUCAACAGAGAAAAGUCAAGAAAAGCAGUGGUGGACUCUGAGUCCUCUGAAUUGUCCACAAGCGAGAAAAACAAGGCGAUAGAAGAUGGCCAGAACAACAAUAUCGAGCCAGCUGCCUACUUAUCAGGAUAGAUCUCACGAGGCGAGAUCCCUGCUUACUCCCUCAUCACUUGCACCUGCCCACAGCUUAUAUCUAUCUGCAAUUUACACCCAGACACACAUUAUUCUAUCAGCACAGGCGCACAAAACUGGUUUUCAGUGUUCCUGCACCACUUUGUUAUCCACAAAAAAAAAACAAAAAAAAAACUGCAGCACAGUAUGCAUUUGUGCAUCACUGUUCACUCACAAAAACCCAAUAUUAUGAAGAACUCUAGAACUGCAAGAGUGAAACUGAGUCCUGGAGCAGCAGCCAUGCCACAGCCAGGCAUUUUUCCUGUCACCAAGAAGAAUGACUCUCAGCAGAGUGUCACUCAUGUAAUGUUCCCUUAUAUCCAUCUGGUGCUCUAAUGUCUGCUCAGCUACUGUGAGUUGUUGCUGAGGUGAAAGAGAAGUCACUUCCCUGCCAAACACAAGACAAUGCCACAUCUGCUCAGCUGGUCAGCCAUGGCCAACAGCUAUAUGUGCUGCUGCUGCUUUGGUGGGAGACUGAGUUUUACUCAGUGAUGGUGAUUUAAGUGUAACGUGAUUCACCAGUGCUACAUGAAAAAUGACUUACAGUAAGAGGAAUGGUUAUAAAGAGUUAGACUGACAGCAGACCAGUUGGGCGGCUGGUGUUGAAGAACACCCAGGAUGACAAUACUGUUCCAUGUGAUCUAUUUACAAUGGGAUAUGAGCAUGAAACUAGGAAUAUGAAACAUUAAAACUGGACAGCUUAGAAAUAUAAAAUAAGGUAUUUGAUUUAACGCAGCAACCACCCGUUCCUCUAAGAAAGGAUUUAUAUAGCUAAACUGUAGACUUGAGCAUGAAUGGCUCAUUUUAUCAGAGCAGCAGAUACAUGUUGGUAGUGGUCAUGAUGCGUAGCUUUGCCAGUUAACAAAGAUGGUAGGAUUUCAGCAUUCGGUUUAAAGUCCCAGUUCCAUGAGUAGCAAAUAUAAGCAAAACCACUCACAUGUUUUCUUGACUUGUUUAUGGUUUAUGUUGAAUAGUGACAUAUAUUUAAAAUGCAGCUACCAAACUGUAGCUUUAAAGUUAAGCUUUAAGGAUUAUUCUCAACCUUCGGACUAACCUUUGCUUCAGUCUGCAAACGACCAACUGGGUCUUCGAUGAAAACGUAGAAAAGCUAGAGGGUAGAUGUUAUAUGUUCUGCACUGAACCUUGCUUUGCACAUGCUUCUUCAUAAAUCGUAGCAUUUAUGCACAGAGAAACAAACAAACAAAAAAAUCUAAAGCUGUGAGUGAAUAUUUGUCUCUUUAGGGGUGGUUUUAUAGACAGUGAUUAAGCUGGCUCCUAGAUCGCAUUUUUCAGUUCGGUUAGCGUCUGCACUCAAGCCUGUUUUUGUAUUUUUUACUUGUGUUUUUCCUGUUUUAUGUAGGAUACAACCAAAUACAUAUGUGCCACCAGAUAAGUCUGCAAAUUUGAAAUAGCUGUAAAUUGCUCCCAUAACACAAGAAUCCAUUUGCAAUCUGUCUCUACAUCAACAUAGUUGAUAGCAGCUGGUACGACACUGAUAUGAAAUUUGGCAGCAGACAAGUGAAUACAAGGCGAAGAAAUGCCCUUCGUUAAGGUUUGCCAUAGACUUGGUCGAUAUUAUAUCCUAGAAACCACACCUGCCUCUGACGUUUGCAGGGGGUGCCUUAUACCACAGAUAUGGCACACAGCUGGUUCCCUUGGCUACAUGUGCAUGUUUUAAAAACCUGAGCUUUUUUCACAAUCCGUAAGUCAAUGUGAUUUAUACUAUAAUCCCACUGUGCCACUCUAUUGACCUUGAGCUUGUGUAGCUGCAGUAUCACUCAAUCCUUUCAAGUCUGUGAUCUCUUGUAAUUACAUUUAAAACAUUGUUUAAUCUCCAAUUGAAUUACUCUCGGCACUUUUCUACUGAAGACAGGUGCAGUGUUUUUCAACUUACCUUUGUGUUAUUGUUGUCAUGGAUGUGAUUUUAGAGAUUCAGAUUCCUGUAUAAGUUGUAAGAUAUAGUGGGAUAGUUAAAUGGAUAUCCAUCCAUCCAUCCAUCCAUCCAUCCAUCCAUCCAUCCAUCCAUCCAUCC
Molecule: messenger RNA, 3396 nt
Organism: Archocentrus centrarchus (flier cichlid)
Lineage: Eukaryota; Metazoa; Chordata; Actinopteri; Cichliformes; Cichlidae
Gene: stk32a
Product: serine/threonine kinase 32A
Exons: 12
Coding region: 105-1325 (406 amino acids)
Biological process (GO): protein phosphorylation; regulation of signal transduction; G protein-coupled receptor signaling pathway
Molecular function (GO): G protein-coupled receptor binding; ATP binding; G protein-coupled receptor kinase activity
Source: RefSeq, a predicted model, not a curated record